UCCUCGUAUUCAAUCUAAAAUGUCCGAAAACCUAACCAAAGGCAUUAGCAGCAGCAGCAGUAGCUUAGGGAGCCAUCGAAGCAAAAGCUAACAGACUUUUGUCCCAUUUUUUGUAUUAAGGCUGAAUGGGUGUUAAGCUGUUAAACGUUUAGCUGGGGCAAGGAAGGCUGCGACAGCGUUGGAGGCGAAGGCAACGGCCAACAGCACGGAGAGCGUGACCCCCACUCAGUAGGCCACUACAUUUGCCAUGGUAAUGCAGUCAUUUUUUUGGGGUUCACGGUGUCAGACGGCAAGACAAGAGCCAACACUCACUCGGUCGGUCGGUCGAAUGGCUGGUGGUCCGUUGGCAUUUUUUUUACACUCAGUGAAAUGUUAAAAAUAGUUAAAGGAAGAACUCUUUUAUACACACAUACACGCGUGUUUUAACCGUAACAGACAGCACAGAACAUAGACCCAAAUUAGUGGCCAAUUCCAUAAAUAUUCGGCUGGUAAUGGCUUUGAGAAUUUUAAAUAAAAUUUCAAAAAUACUACGACACGAAAAUGUCUCAUCUAUUAAAACGUACCAAGAAGUCAUGCAUUAAGUUAAUGCGCAAAUUAUCAAACAAACAAAUUUUCCUAAAACGCUUGGAAGAAGAGGAGAUUCCAAACGAUGUGGACAUAUCAUUAGAGGCAAGAGAGAAGGAUGUCAAUCAAAAUGUGCAAAUUACACCAAAAAAGAGAUCAUCGUGUUAUAAAAAUCCCAAAAAGGAUGACCAUGAAGAGGAUAUCUCCAAGGAGAAUGUAAAAAAGAAAUUAGCCAUACAUUUUGAAGAAUUGAAUGGCGAGAAGCCCGUCCUACAAAGUUUAACCUCUAAACUAUUCCUUACCGCCGAUGGUUAUGAAUUUCGAAGAUUGCAACAAUUACGCAGUGAUACCGCCUCUGAAGUUGUACCCUAUGAUCCUCAAUUUAGUCGCAACACCAUAGAAGAGGAGAAGGAAUCGGAGGAGGAGGGAGAGGAGACCAAAUGCAAAAGGCCCACCUCUUUCAUAAACGAUGAGUAUCUAAAUGAUGAUGAGAGUCCCAAAAUUGAGGUUGUUUUCGAAAAAGUCAAGUACAAAGAAGAUGUGCGAUAUCUAAGACACACACCGUCCACCUGUAGCCUAGACAAUUACAUAACAAACGAUGAAGAUGAUGCCGACGAUAAGGAGAAUAUUUUGAAUACCACCAACAACACCAUUACAAAUACCUACUGCGGCAAUGGCAGUAUCAACCCAAACUGUCCACAAACAGAGAGAAAUGAAAGCGAUUUUAUCCACACCAGAGGCCUUGAAAUACACAACAAACUCUAUAUCCAUGAUGUAGAUGAGGAUUAUCGGGAGCAGGAUCAACCACAAUUCCAUAAUCAACAACAAUCAAAUCAUUUGCUUCCACCACUCAAUGUUAGUUUAGGUUGUAUCACCGAUGGCAACUACCAUCAGCUUUAUAUUGGCGAGGAGAGAGAUUAUUUUUACAAAUUGACACCGGUGGUUAAAUGGGACAUCAAUGGCAAUUCCCUGGAGGAUGAUGAUGAUUUUCCCACUUUCGAUCUCAAUGCCAAUGACUCGCCUGCAAAAUCAAGUUUACGUUCAAGCUCCACAACACUUGAGACCUGGUUAGAUGUGGAAUGAUGUGAUAAGCAGAAUGCCAUGGUGGAGAAAGAGCAGGAUGAGAACGAGGAGGAGAAGGAUCAUCUAAGAUGUUAUGAUGAUUGUCGCAUACAUUUUAUAUAAAGUGCCCUUAAAAAGUUAUCAUUAUGCCUAACUAAUCAUAUAGAUAUGUACAUUUAUAUUCUGCACAAGAUUCCUACUAAACGCCCUGUUUGGAAUAAAAACUACUUAAUUAUGCAA
Stomoxys calcitrans (stable fly) is the source of this 1866-nucleotide messenger RNA. RefSeq lists its product as uncharacterized. The coding region runs from base 541 to 1647 and encodes 368 amino acids. The record is from RefSeq and is a predicted model, not a curated record. The transcript has 2 exons. NCBI's taxonomy places the organism in Eukaryota, Metazoa, Arthropoda, Insecta, Diptera, Muscidae.